Molecule: messenger RNA, 4020 nt
Organism: Cornus florida
Lineage: Eukaryota; Viridiplantae; Streptophyta; Magnoliopsida; Cornales; Cornaceae
Product: desmethyl-deoxy-podophyllotoxin synthase-like
Exons: 3
Coding region: 2350-3852 (500 amino acids)
Molecular function (GO): oxidoreductase activity, acting on paired donors, with incorporation or reduction of molecular oxygen; monooxygenase activity; iron ion binding
Source: RefSeq, a predicted model, not a curated record
GCCCCUUGUAAUCUGAAGAACCACUAACAAUUCGACACAUCACCAACCUUAUCACCAUUAACUGCUUCUCUCUUCCAUUCAUUCUGUUUUUCAUUUUCUUUUUCCAAAUUUUAUUUUUUACCGUCGUCUCUUCCAUUCAUUCAUUCGCGUCGUAUGGCACUCACGGAACUGUUGGGUCACUGAAGCUCUUUGAGACUUCGAUCUAGGUCGUUUGAAACUGUGGCUCGCCGGAGCUCAUCGCUGAAGUUUCUGGGUUUGUCUGAAACUCACGGUUCAGAAUCGCUGAAGCUUUUCCAAUGGAUUGAACGUUGAUGCUCUUCAGGUUUGGUCGCUUCUCAAGCCCUCUAUAUAGAGCUCUCAGUUGGGUCUUCAAUGGAACUCUAGUUCAGUUGAAACACCUCUCCAGACCAUUUUUCUUAAUUAUCUUGUCUUGGCAGCUUCGGUUCGGAGCUCACCGAUCCAAUUUCAAUGGACACUGCUGCUCGGAGCUCGCCAGAACGGAUGGGUCAUUGUAGCUCUGCACUUGUACGUUUUCAUCUUUGGUUGGGCCGGUGGUCAUUGAGUUUGAAGCUUUCUGAUGGUCGGUUUGAUUUAUGCGGUAUAGUCGUUAAUGCUCAUAGCUUCUCGCCGGUUGAAUUGUUGUACUUAACCUUUUCCGGCCAGUUGUCACUGUUCUUUAUUCUAGAAAAAUAGAAGGCAAUGCUAUAUAGGUGCAGAUAGCCCCUGUCCAUGAUGAAGUUUAGAAUCAAAUAAGAGUAAGGGCAAGAAAAGUACACUAGAGUUAUUUGUUCAUCCAGUAAAAGUUCAAUGUUUGGUUGCCCCUCAUACUUAGAUCUUUUGCGAGGGAGAGCCUGUGAGAAAGGAGUCACCUCAUCAAUUUUCUCUAAUAAUAACACCUUCGUUUUAAUUAAAAACCUCUUUAGUGUUGAAAAAAAAAACCUCAUCUUUGAUAUUAUUUUAAUACUCAUUCAUCCAAAUAUAUAUUUCAUCUUCCCAAUUUUGUUUCUCCUUUUAGCAUCUUAUACAAUUUGUUGGUUUGAUCUCCGAAGCUCACUGGCUUGGUCUUUGAAGUUUACUGUUCCGUUCAAGGCUAAGAAUUUAUGGGACAUAUAUACAUAUAGGGCAUGUUUGGUUGGGGUUCUAAAGAUUAUAAGAAGGGCAAUUAGAUCUUUUAAUUUUCAUAAGGGCGGCUUUAUGGUUAUUUAAUUUAAAUUGGGUUGUCACGUGCCAUUUUAACAAUCAAAAUUCAACCUACGGCUGCCGGAGUGAGAAAUUUGCACCUAAAAAAGUUAGUUGAGGGGAUUAUUUGUAAUUUUUAUAUUUCAAGGGGGAUAUAUGACUGACGGCUUAAUGAGACUACUACAGAGUCCAGUCUGAAUUUUUUGGGGACCAUAGUAAUAUAGUUUGAAGGUUUACGUGAAUACACUGGACUUGGGAACAGCAGGACAAAUUUAUUGUUUGUUUUUUUUGGGUACCUAAGACUAAUUUAUUGUCCUAAUGCGGUCAAUUUGAUGGGUGGAUAGAAUUUGGUGCAUGGUCUGCGGAUCAAAAGUAAGAUAUUAAUAUUUGGGAAAAUUACAUAUAAAUGGAGUCAAAGUUUCAUAUUUACUUAGAGACUGAAUCAAAGUUCCAUAUUUCUCUAAAAUGGAUUGCUGAGGUAGCACAUGAUUUUUUACUGUUUAAAAAAUUGUGGUGCCUAAAAUGCCCUUCCCUAAUAAAAAAGUAGUACCUUCAGUUCAAAAAAGUAAUACCUUCAGUUCAAAAAAGUAGUACAUUCGGAGAAAAAGUAGUACCUUCGCGAGUGUUUAAAAAACAUGGUACCUGGACGCCAAAAAGUAGUACCUUCAGUUCAAAAAAGUAGUACGUUCGAAGAAAAAGUAGUACCUUCGCGGAAGGGUAUUUUAGGCAUCACAAUUUCUAAACGGUAAAAAACCAUGUGCCACCUCAGCAAUCCAUUUUAGAGAAAUAUGGAACUUUGACUCAGCCUCUAAGUAAAUAUGAAACUUUAACUCCAUUUAUAUGUAAUUUUUCCUUAAUAUUUCGUGCAUUUUGUUUUGUUUCUUCACCUUUUGGUUGUAUUCAAUUUGUUUGGUUUAUCAUCCAAAAAAAGUAAAACGAAGACUAAUCAUUUGUUUCCUUUUUUUUUAUUUUUUAUUUUUUAUUUUUUUUUCGAAUAAUUUGUACUUUCUCUAUAAAAACAGGACGAAUUUCUCUCUAAUUCACAGGCUUUGUUCUCUGCUUCCCUUUUUAUUGUUUCUCGUUCAACUUACGCUAAAGAGACGUGGGAACUAGAGCUGUAACUCGUUAGAGCUAUAUCCACAACUCUCAAGCAAGCAUAAAUCUAGACAAAUGACGAUGGAGUUCCCAAUCCUGUUCUUCCCAAUUCUAUUCACAUUCCUGCUGUUUCUGUUCAUGGUACUGAAAACCAAGAUCAGUUCAUCUCCAAAACUGCCUCCUGGGCCAUGGAAGCUACCUCUAAUAGGUAACAUUCAUCAAUUUGUCGGAUCUCUACCCCAUCACCGCCUAAGAGAUUUGGCCAUGAAAUAUGGACCUCUGAUGCACCUGCAACUCGGACAACUUCCUAUUGUUGUGAUUACUUCAGCAGAAUUUGCCAAAGAGGUGAUGAAAACACAUGACAUCAUCUUUGCUAGCAGACCUUUUAUUUUUGCUAUGAAUAUCAUAUCUGGGAGUGACAUAGCCUUCGCGCCUUAUGGGGAUCACUGGAGACAACUUCGAAAAGUUUGCAUACUGGAGCUUUUAAGUGCCAAGCGUGUCCAAUCAUUCCGACCCAUCAGGGAAGAAGAGGCCUCGAAUUUGAUCAAAUCUAUUUUGACCCAUAAUACAGCUGGAUCUCUCAUAAAUCUCACUGAAAAAGUUUUCUCCAUGACAUACAACGUUGUUGCUAAGGUGGCCAUUGGUAAGAAAUUCCAUGGGAAAGAAGAAUUCUUAUCACUUAUUAGGGAUACUAUGGAGGUAGCAGGAGGUUUCAAUGUUGCUGAUCUCUUUCCUUCAGUUAAAAUACUUGGUUUGAUAAGUGGGCUAAAGCCUAGAGCUGAGGAGAUUCAUCGAAAAAUUGAUCAGAUAUUUACUAACAUUAUUGAUGAACAUAAAGCUAGAGAUGGUGAAGUUGAUUGUGAAGACUUGAUAGAUGUACUUUUAAAAGUUCAGGAGAAGGGUAACCUUAAUAUCCCCUUAACUAUGACGACACUCACGUCAGUUCUCAUGGACGUAUUCACUGGAGGGAUUGAGACAUCAUCCUCAACUGUAAUCUGGGCAAUGUCAGAAUUGCUGAAAAAUCCAAAAGUUAUGGAAAAGGCACAAGCUGAGGUGAGACAAGUUUUAAGUAAAAAAGGAGAUAUUGUAAAUGAAGAUGACAUCCAUGGAUUGAGUUACUUGAAGUUAGUUAUCAAAGAAACUCUAAGGUUACACCCUCCUAGCCCUCUGUUAAUUCCAAGAGAGAGCAGAGAGACAUGUGAAAUCAAUGGAUAUGAGAUACCUGCAAAAACCAAAGUCAUUGUCAAUGUAUGGGCAAUUUGUAGAAAUCCUGAAAAUUGGAGUGAUCCAGAGAGCUUUCAUCCAGAGAGAUUCCUUGACAAUUCAGUUGAUUACAAGGGGACUCAUUUCCAAUUUACACCAUUUGGUGCUGGCAGGAGAAUAUGUCCUGGCAUGUCGUUCGGGAUAGCUAAUGUUGAGCUUCCACUUGCUAAUUUAUUGUAUCACUUUGACUGGAAACUUCCUGAGGGACAAAAGCCAGAAGAUCUAGACAUGACUGAGGUAUUUGGUUCAGCAAUUAGUAGGGAAAGGGAUUUGUGUAUGAUUCCUGUUGCUUAUCAUCCUUCAACUCGUGAGUAAGAUAUUAAGACAAGAAGGUAGAAAGCAUUGGAUGGUCACUAUUGAAUUUCCAGUUUCGUGUGAGCCUCUAUAUAUAACAAUAUAGAUGAAAGUAAAAUAAGAACUGGUGCUAUGUGGACUUCCAUAGAAAAUUGAAUAAAGAGUAUUAUGCCUUUUUGGUGUUUUUUA